Messenger RNA from Caenorhabditis auriculariae, 14415 nucleotides. NCBI's taxonomy places the organism in Eukaryota, Metazoa, Nematoda, Chromadorea, Rhabditida, Rhabditidae. The record is from the annotation of a GenBank genome assembly.
AUGAAGGGCCCAAAGAGGCCGGGCCUCCGGUCGGGAAACAGAAAAAUCACGCGUCGGAUGAUUGCCACCUUGAUCGGUAAUUUUGAUAGGUUCUGAAUGGAAUUUUGUAGAUUCCAUUCUUCUUCUUGAGUUCAUUCAAAAUUUUUUUUGAAGGGCUAGAAAAAUUUCAAGUGAUCACUUAGGGGUUAAAUCCAAACUUUUGAAAUAAAAUAGCUUACAAAUUAAAAAAGCCCAGUCUUGUAAAAUCCACUUGAAAUUUCUAUAAAAAUGCGUAAAUUAUAAGUGAUCACUUAAGGGGAAACCUAGAGGACGGGGCCUUCUCAAGAAAACACUCCAAUUCUACCAAGUGGCCACUCAAGAGGUUCUUGAGGUCUCUUAAGUGGUCACUAGUUUUUUAAGCAUGGUCACUAGCCUUUCAAGCGAAAGAGCGUGAAUAAAAACCGUUUUCCCUUAAGUGAUCACUCAAGGGGAAGCCUGUAGAACGGCACCUUCUGAAGACGGCACCUCAAAUCGAAUAAGUGAUCACUUAAGAGGCUCUUGAGGUCCCUUAAGUGGUCACUAGUCUCUCAAGCGAUAGAGUUUGAACAAAAACCUUUUUCCCUUAAGUGAUCACUCAAGGGGAAACCUAGAGUACAGCGCUUUCUCGAGACGGUACUCUAAAUUGUACAAGUGACCACUUAAGAGACUUUCAAGGUCGCUUAAGUGUUCACCAGUCUCUUCAGCAAAAGAGCGUGAAGAACAAUCUUUUUUCCCUUAAAUGGUCACGCAAGGGGAACCUAGAGUACGACGCCUUCCCAAAAAAAUAUUCAAAAUGGACAAGUGACCACUUAAGAGGUUCUUGAGGCCUAUUCAGGGUAAGAGCGUGAAGAAGACCUUUUUCCCUUAAGUGAUCACCAUUGGUCUUUCCAACCUUUUUGGUCGCAUUCAGAAUGGCUCGACGCGUCGCGGUCGCGCUGCGGUUCAAUUCAAAGCUUCAAAUUUUUUUUAGCAAAGCGUACGAAGACGCGAUUCCGAAAAACUCCAGUGUUGAGCCAUUCCAAAUGCGCCCAGAAUUUUUUUUAUUUCAAAAAUCCGUUAUAGGAAUCAAAAACAAAGUUUUAGUAGUCCUUUAAAGGCAUCAAAAAGUGAAAAAAAAGAUCAAAAUUUUCUAUGGAUAAACCUUUGUGAAAGACGUAUUUCAGGUGCGGGUCCGGACUCGGAAAAAAAGCAGGUAAAGAAGUUCACGAAGAAGAAAGUGAAGGCCUCGACUACCACGGCUACCAUAACAACUAAUGGUGAUUGAAAAUGGAAAAACUUCAAAAAUGUAUAAAAACAGAAAAAAAUUUCAUUUUUUGAAGCGUUUCUGGGAAACGGUCUCAUCUCAAAAUUUGAUUUUUGAUAAAGAUUAGGAUCAAGUUUUUUUGCUGAUUCCAAAUCUGAGCUCUACUUACUGUUAAGAAGUCCAGAGAGGACCACUUUAACAAACCCUAUAGGGGCCACUAAAGCUGGCAAAAGUGGUUAUUAUAGGGGUUUCUAUGAUAAGAACCAAUUCCAUGCAAAAAAUUCGAAAAAUUAACGUUUUUUGAAUGGAAAACGUCAACGUAGGAAAAAAUUAUCGAUUUUCAAAUUGAACAAAAAAUUGAAAGACCCCUAUAGGGGCCACUUAGGCUUUAUAAAGUGGCUUGGAGGUCACACUUUGAACCCCUGUAGGGACCACCUAAAUUUUACCCCAGGGGCCAUUUUUUUGCUGGCAAAAGUGGUCACCUUAUGGAUUUCAGUAGCCUCUUUAGGAAAAAAAUAUCGUUUUUUUCAAAUGAAAAAAAUAUCAAAAAUAAGAUAAAAAGAUCAUUUUGUUUUUUUUAAAUUUUCAUGAUGAACGAAAAAAAUAAAAAGACCCCUCUAGGGGCCACUUAGGCUUUAGAGACUUGGGGUCAUACUCUAAACCCCUAUAGGGACCACCUUGAAGUUACCCCUAUGGGGACUACUUUUCCGGCCCCUAUAGGGAGCGCUCUGGCGUUUUCAAGGGGAACUACCAAUGAGAACGGCGAAAAAAGUUAUGAGCACCCAAAGUUCAUAAAAAAAGAGCCCAUUUUUGGGUUGGAGGGUAAGAUUUCCCUGGUUAUCAAGAAGGAGUCAUUUUUGAAAUAAUAUUCAAAAAAAAAAUUUGCUGAGAUAGGAUUUUCCAAAGUUCUUCACAUGCUUAAGACGUUACAGUAGACGACUCCGAUAGCUUUUUUUCAACUUUUAGUGGUCAUAACUUCUUUCACAGACCUCUUUGACAGUUUUUGAGUACAUUUUUGGAAUCAGCAUAAAAAACUGCCCCUAACCAACCAGUUUAAAAGUCCUAUAGCUGAUUCACGGCUGGCUUGAGCCAUUGAGAAAAUGGUCCUGCCGCGAAAAGAGGCGAGACAGUGCCCUGGUCGGUGGAGAGUGCAGACAGACAGGCCACGCCUUUUUGCGUCCCAAGCUAGCCUUGAAUAGUCUAUAGACAUGCUUCUUUCUGAAACUAAUAAAUCCCGAUUUUUCAACUAAAAAUUGAAGAUUUUCCAGUUCUCGAACCCUCCGAACAAUGGACGAGUACCAGUAGUUCCGGUACUCCCUCGAUUUCAACCCGGGCUUCUAGGUUCUUUGAUUUUUCUUUUUCUUCAAAAUAUAUUUCUUCAGAUCGAACAAAAAUACCACACCGAUGAAUGAGCACGUUCUGCAACUUCUGGUGGACGCCAGGAAGAAAAUGGACGAGUUGGACGGCUCGGUAGGUUUCGAGGUGCAACCGACCAAAAACGACUUGCGCGUUUUAAAGAAGUGCUUUGGAAAUCCAGAGCGGUCCCUAUAGGGGCAACCUUAAGGGCCCUCUAGGGACCACUUUAGCAACCCCUAUCAUACACUUCUUGAAGGUGCAACCGACCAAAAACGACUUGCGCGCGUAGAUAUUAGAAAGCAGUAUUUAGGGCCUCCAGAGUGGUCCCUAUAGGGCCCUUGGAGUGUACCGUCUAGGGACCACUUUAGCAACCCCUAUAGAGACAACUGAAGCUUGCAAAAGUGGUCCCUAUAGGGGACAUACCAGUCUAUAAUGGUUAUGAACUCUAAGCGAAGAAGCAUUUCCAUGGGAAAAACUGAAUAAAUAAGCGUUUUUGAAUGAAAUUGAGAGACCCCUAUAGGGCCCACUUGAGCUUUAGGGGCUAAGCGGUCAGACCCCUACAGAAACCACUUUUUCGAGGUGCAACCGACCAAAAACGACUUGCGCUCGUCGAUAUUAAAAAGCAUUCGAGUGGCCGCGACGCUCUGAGCCAUUCCACAGAAUAAUUCAGAAAAAAAACUGUUUUUUGCUAUUUUUUAGUAAUGUCAUAGACUUAAUCAACUGGCCGUUUAAUAAAAUGAAAAAAUCUAUUUUUCCUGAAAGCUCACAGGCGAAAGUCGUUUCUCGGUCGGGCGCAAGUCCCAAUUUUGUUGUUAAAAAGUUGUCGCGUUAGUUUUAUCAUUAAAUCAAAACUUUUUAAGGCUUAAGGUGAGUCUUAAAGCUAGAAUGUGCCUUGGAGCGUAAGUAGUUUCUAGUCGGGCGCAUAUGUCAGUUAACACCCUGAUCCAUUCCAAAUGCGGUCAUGCUCUUAUUUUUUUUUCAGAAAAACUGUUUUUUGCUAUUUUUUAGUAAUGUCAUAGACUUAAUCAACUGGCCGUUUAAUAAAAUGAAAAAAUGUAUUUUUCCUGAAAGCUCACAGGCGAAAGUCGUUUCUCGGUCGGGCGCAAGUCCCAAAUUUUGUUUUUUAAAAGUUGCCACGUUAGUUUUAUCAUUCAACGACAACUUUUUAAAGCUCAAAGUGAUUCCUAAAGCUAGAAUGUGCUUUGGAGCGUAAGUAGUUUCAAGUCGGGCGCAAUCGUCAGUUGACCUUUUUCACCAGCCAAUUCCCAUUUUUAGUGGAGGGAUAAAGCUUGGAAGUUUCAUUUUAAUCCUACAAUUUUUUGGCGGAUUAAUGGAUUUCCUGAUAUCAUGGACUCGUUUUUUGGAGCUCUCCAUGGCAAGGAACCUUUCAAUUUUGAAUCGAAAAAACUUUUUUUCGCGUCUUUUUUCUGUGCUUUACACUGUCCUCUUUGCACUUUCGAGGCGUCCUAUUCAAAGUUGGCUUUUUUCGGUUCUUUUCGAAGGGCGGCCGCCGCUUUGUGACGCACUUUUCGUGGUCUUUUGUUUAGCUAGAAAGGAGAAAUUUGGAAUUUGAAUUUGUCUAGCCGUUUGGUGAGAGUAGGGAUUUUCGGCUUCUUGAAAAAAAUUCUAGAAAUAUGUACCAAAAAAAGAAGUUUUUGUUCUGUGUUAGGAAAUUCGGAGUGGUCCCUAUAGGGUUUAGAAGGAAAAUGACUCUUAUAGGGAAUGAAAAUGUGGUCCCUAAAGGGAUUUAGGGUCUCGCCCCUUAACCCCGAAAGCUCAAGUGGACCCUGUAGGGGCCGAAAAACUGGUCCCUAUAGGGGUUUAGGAUCUGUCUCCUAGGGUUCUUAAGCUCAAGUGGUCCCCAUAAGGGUGAUAUUAAGGUGGUCUCUUUAGGGAAUUAGGAUCUGAGUCCUUACAGCGCCUAAAGCUCAAGUGGUCCGUAUAGGGGUUAGGAGGAAAAUGACCCCUAUAGGGGUAAAAUUAAGGUGGCCCCUAUAGGGAAUUAGGGUCUGAGCCCUUCGCCCACAAAGCUCAAGUGGAACCUAUAGGGGUCUUUCGAUUUCUUUCAAAAACACUUAUUUACUGACAUUUGCGCCCGACAAGAAACUACUUACGCUCCAAAGCACAUUCUAGCUUUAGGACUCACUUUAAGCCUUUAAAAGUUGUCAUGUAAUGAUAAAACUGACGUGACAACUUAUAAACAACAAAAUUGGGAUUUGCGCCUGACCGAGAAACGACUUUCGCCUGAGAGCUUUCAGGAAACUGAAAAACCCUUUGGGGGCUGAAAAAGUGGUCCCUUUAGGAGUAAUAUCGAAGUGGCCCGUAUAGGGGUUUAGGAUACGACAGGUUAGCCUCUAAAGCUCAAGUGGACCCUAUAGGGGUCUUUCAAUUUCGUUCAAAAACACUUAUUUUUUCAGUUCUUUCCCAUGGAAGUGCUUCUUCGCUUAGAGUUCAUAAUAACUAUCAAAUAUCUUGACCCCUAUAGGGGCCACUUUUGCAAGCUUCAGUGGUCCCUACGGGGGUUGGUAAAUUACAUCCUAAGGUUGCCCCUAUAGAGAUCAUUCUUGAGUUCCUAAGCAACACUGUCCUAAAACUUUCGCAAGCUUUAGCGGCCACUGUAGGGGUUAUUAAAGUGGACCCUGUAGGGAACCUUCCAAAGGCUUCUAAGGUUGCCCCUGUAGGGACUGUCCUAAACAUGCAUGUCUUUGAAACGAAAUUCUUCAUUUCUUUUCCAGUCCACGACAUCCGGGGAAUCUUCGACCACCAUGGCCGCCCAGCCACCCGUGACGCGCAAGUCGAAGAGAAAAAUUCGAAGAAUAUCGGCGCGAAUCAUUGAGACAACUGUUGGGGAAGCUCCUCCGCAGAUUGAUGAUAUGGCGCCGCCGAAAAAAAUAUCCCGGUCUUCGAAGAAUUCUCCGACGGAUACUCCGAAGGCUACCCAAGAUGUUCCGAACGUCCCGAAGCCGAUCGUCGCUCGGAAGGAUCUUCGAGUCGUUCAGCACAACGAUCAGCUUUAUCUCAGAGAGGUUUCAGAUUUGGCCAAAGUUUGAGGGGUUCUUUUGAGGCUCUAAAAAAGCUUCUUUCUCUAAAAAUUUCUUUGGGGAAGGUCCGAAAAGCAUUUAUUUUCAUGUAAUCAAGAUUUUUUGGAAAUAGUUCUCUUUUGAUUUUGCAAAAAACGUUCAGUCGGUAGUUUCUUAUUGGCUCUGAAGCUCGAAGUGUUUGAGCCUAUUCCGCGCCAGCUUGUCACGUUUUUAUUUCCGCCAAAUGGAGCAAAUUUGAGCAAAUUGAUUAACAUUUCGCUUCAAGAACUUUUUUUGCAGUUUUCGAGCCAAAAUUUUUUUUUUCCUGUUCUUUCAGAACGUGACCGUCCCGCUAUACUUGAUGAAAAUUAAAUAGCGAUUUUCACAAGAUUUAAUUUUUCUUAUCGAUUGAAAGCAUAUGGUAAGCAAAAAAAAAUGGGAUUUGAGAUAAGUUUUUUAUUUUGUGGAUCUAGGGCGUGUCGAAAGGUACACUUAAAAACGUACAGAAGUUUCUCGCUUUGAAGAAAAAUUAGUUACUAGUUGGAGAACAUCAGUUUGGCAUACUGUAUGUUUAAACUGUGCAUACACAUAUCUUCAUUGAUAACGAGUUUUUUUGUACCAAAAAAAUAGACGAAUUUGAAGAAAAAAAUAUUAAUAAAAUAUUCGAAAAAUACAAAUUUAGUAUAACAGUUAAUUUUUUUGCAAACGCCAGCAGGUCUCAAAAAAAUGGCCUAAUUUGAAAAAAAGCAACAAGAUCCUAUUUUUUUGUAUUUUUUUUGAUUUAUCAAUGUCGAAAAUAGCCGUGUUCAUUUUGUUAACUAUGAAAAAUAGUCUAUUAUGGGCAGCGGAAAUGGCGCACUGGAAACCGGACAGGUUCAUGUGAGAAAACCGUGUUUUGCAGUAAAGUUGCUCUAUGGACAAUAGAUUUUCCCUUUUCAGUGGGACAGCAAAACCCGGAGUAGGAUUUCUUCCGAUAGACGCCUGAGGCGUCAUUUCACUCUUCAGUUCGGAAAUAUUAGAAGCUGUUAGUUUUGAUUUUUGAGAUUUUUCAUUGAAAUGUCCCUUUUCAGACAUUAGAAUUAGAGCGAUCCAACUCGAAAACUGCCUUUCUCGGAUCGGAAGCUCGCUGACGCCGCAAAAAACCCUCGAGAGUUACUCUUUCCCCUUGCAAAAGUUGGAAAAAUGUUUAAUUUUUCAUAAAUUUGGAAAAAUUCCAGUUUGUUCUACAUGUCUCACAGUCAUUACAUCGCCCCGUCCGUUCGAGUUUUAUUGAAUCCGUAAGUUUUUGGGAUUUUUUUUCUUUUGGGUAGGGUUUAAAAGGAAGCUCAUAGCUCAUCCUGGACUUGACGUAAGUAUUCAUCCAAAAAAAGGGAAACAUGAGUUUUUUCGAUUUUUGGAUAGCGGAAUCAAAUCAUUAAGAAACUGGCUUUAUAAACGUUGAUGGGUAAAAAAUCAAUUUUUCCUUAAUUUUGAAAGAAAUCAUGCUGCAAGGUUUUCAUUACUUUUUAGAUAUUUUUUGAAUUUAAGUGUACCUCUGUAGGAGGGGCGGUUCUUCUUUAGAACCCACUUCAGCUUCUGAAAGGCAUCCUGCCGCUCAGUAACUCCACUUAUUGGAAAAAAAUAGGGUCCCCUCUAGGGAUCACUUUACUAACCCCUAUAGGGGCUACUAAAGCUCGCAAAGGGGUCCCUAUAAAAUUUUAAUUAAUGCCCCCUAUAGGGGGCAGUUUUUAUGUAAUCUUUGCGAAGAUGCAUUUCCAUGCGAAAAAUUCAAUAAAUGAGCGUUUUUUUUAAGAAGUUCGAAGACCACUACAGGGGCCCCUCAAGCUUAAGGGGUCAGACCUUAAAUCCCUAUAGGGACCACCUUGAUAUUACCCCUAUAGGGACCACUUGAGCUUUAGGGGUCUAGGACACACACCCUGAACUCCUAUGGGGAGGAUAUUGAUUAUACCCCUAUAGGGGCCACUUUCUCGCCCCUUUUAAGGGAUGUUCCCCCCUAACCCCUGUAGGGACCACUCUGGAAUCCUUAAGUUUUUACAACGCAUGAAAGUGGCUCCCAAAGGUUCCAAGGGGCGCCUUAAGGGAAAACGGAACAACCUUCUGAUGCCUUUUUUGAUAAUUUGAUAACUUUAGGGAUUUGACAAACGGCAAAGCCCUGCCGAUUCCGAUGUACUCCGACAUCGAAUCCAAUUCCGACCCGGGCAAAGACCUGUCCAAAGUGUCGAUCCCGCCGAAAUUCGACUACAUAACUACCACCAACCUGGAUUACCUGCCCAGCAACUACCUGCAAGAAAUCGAGAAUGCCAAUGUCAAAACGGUUCGUUUUGGGAAGAUCCAUGUACGGACUUUUGCCGGUUUUCAGGUCACUUGCAACUGCUACGCGACGGACGACGGCCUGGCCUGCUGGGAAUCGAAAACGUGCCCCUGUUAUCAGCUGAACCGCGAGUUUUGCAACUUGCAAGGCGGCGUCCGCGGGAAAAAUGCCAGGAAAGGGCAUUACACGUGUUUUGUUAGUGUUUUGGUAUGAAAAUUCACAGAAAAAUGAGGAAAUUGACCUUAGAAGGAGAAAAAGAUGCUUUGUGGAUUGAGAAAAUUACACGAAGUUUUUUUUUGACGACGCCCUGCAAAUAGUUUUCCGUAAAGUGUAGUGUGUCGUGUGCAUACACUGCGGCGCUCUGGCACACGCCGUGUUCAACGGAUUUUCACGAGCUGAAAAUCAUUUAUCGUUUUCACUCUCUGGUGGCUAUUUUGAAUUUCGCGGAAUCACUUUGAGCACGGCAACAGAAAAAUUGCGUUUUUUCAAAUGAGAAAUAAAUUCGUCUCAUGACCCAUUGAACAUGCGCCUUUAAUAUUCCCUGUUGUUUACGCGUGUUUCUCAUGACGUCACAUGGGAACGGCAAAGUUUUGACUCCGCCCCUUCAUUUUCUGUUUUGCAUUUUCUUCCUCUAACCAAAACGAUGUGAUUGUUAGAAUUUUAGGGACUCCGGAGUGGUCCCUGUAGGGGCCCUUGUUGGUCACUCUAAGGACCACUUUACCAGAGCUUGCAAAAGUAGCCACUCUAGGGAGGCUUCCGUCGAUUUUUUUAUUCUAAUAAAACUUUCUUAUAAGAAGCAUCUGUAUGCAAAAAACUUGAAAAUUUGCGUUUUAUGUAUUAAAAGUAUCAUUGUAGAAUGAAAUCAUCAAGUUACCAAUCUCUAUAGGGAUCACUAAAGCUUGCAGAAGUGGCCACUCUAGGGGGGCUUAUGCCGUUUUUUUUUUAUUCUAUUGUAAAUUUUUUAUAAGAAGCAUUUCCAUGCCGAAAACUCAAAAAAUAGCCUUUUUUGAAUGAAAAUUAUCAUCAUAGAAUAAGUUUAUAAUGUUACCAACCCCUAUAGGGGUCCCUAAAGCUUGCAAAAGUGGUCACUCUAGGGAGAAUUUUGUCGUUUUAUUUUUUUAUUCUAUUGAAACUUUCUUAUAAGAAGCAUUUCCAUGCCGAAAAACUCAAAAAAAUAGCCUUUUUUGAAUGAAAAUUAUCAUCAUAGAAUAAGUUUAUAAUGUUACCAACCCCUAUAGGGGUCCCUAAAGCUUGCAAAAGUGGCCACUUUAAGGGUUUUAGUGAGUGGUCACUCUAGGGGAGCAUCUCUAGGGACCACUUCAGUUUUAAGGGCUUAGGCUUGCGAAUUAUGGUAAAUUUAUCACUUUUUUUGGAUUUCCGACCGCGUUUCCACAUUUUUAUGACUUAGUAGUGCAUUUUUGACUUUUCCAUCUAUUUUUCAUCAUUUUUCCAGUCGUCCUAUGGUCCGGCGAAGAUCUACGACACGUCCAACGAUUUCUACUCGAUUUUCGGCUUCGCCUGCGGUCCUGCCUGCAAAUGUAGUGGGAAAUGCGCGAAUAAUGCUCUGGCCAUACCGGCGGACCCGAUUUUUGGGUUAAUAGUUCUGGGAAAUCGAAAAAUGAACCUUUUUUUCAGUUUGGAAGUUUUCCGAAGAGACGCCCGGCUCGGCUUUGGGGUUCGGGCGACCUCGUCGAUUCCGAUGGGUAAGUGAAAUGAAGUUCGAAUAAAAGCUUUAUAGGUCUAGGGGUAGUAAAAAUGCACAGAUAUAAGUAAUUUUGCCAAUUUCAUUCAUUUUAAUUUUGAAAUAUGCUUCGGAUGGUGUACGGAAAACUCAAAAAAUCAAAAAAUUAGGAACUCCAAAGUGGACCCUUGGAAGGUCCCCUCUCGGAACAACUUUACAAACCCCUAUAGGGACCAUUAAAGCUUGCAAAAGUGGUCCCUCUAGGGGACGUGCUAGCCGAUAAUUGUUAUGAAAUCUAAAAGAAGAAGCAUUUCCAUGGGAAAAACGGAAAAAACAAGCGUUUUUUUUUAAAGAAAUUGAGAGGCCCUAUAGGGUCCACUUGAGCUUUAAGGCCUAGGGGAUCAGAUCCUGAACUUCUAUAGGGACCACCUUAAUUCUACUCCUAUAAGGACCCCUUUUACGGCCCCCAGAAGGGUCAUUUCUCUCCUAACCCCUAUAGAGUCCAUUUGAGCUUUUGGGGCUGAAAGGUGACUCUAUACCCCUAUAGGGGUCACUUUUUUGGCCCCUAUAUUGGUUGUUUUUGCUCCGAAACCCUAUAGGGUCCACUUGAGCUUCAGGGGCUAAGCAGUCAAACUCCUAUAAGGACCACCUUAAUCUUACCCCUAUAGGGACCAUUUUUCGGACCCUUUAUGGGUUGUUUUUGCUCCUAACCCCUAUAGGGACCACUCUAAUUCCCAAAAUAUCAAUUUCUCAAUCGAAAUCUGUACAAAAUCGUGGUCAAAUACCGUUCAUUACUGGUAAACGAAAAUCCCAUUUUCAGGAACAGCGGUGAUGGAAUUCGCUGGCGACGUCGUGAUGAGCGAGGAAGUGAACAACCGGGACUCCGACGACUAUGCACUCCGGCUGCACAACACCGACGACCACAAGCAGUUCAAGGAUUUCGUAGAGAAGCGUCUCGGAUCAUUUGCGAAGGUUUCUUUCAAGUGAAAAAUUGAAAAAUUGGCUUUCGAAGCUGGUAGAUCGGCUGUUUUGAGACCUUCCUAUUCAUUUUUAAAACUUUCAAAACUCAAAACUUUCUAAAAUUUGGCCAGAACACUCCUUGAGGUACAUUACUGGCCAUAAAGGUAUUUCAAAGGGGUUAAUUCAGCAUAAUUUCUCUAAAAGGGGUUCAAAUGACUUGAAACUUCGCACAGAUUUCAAACAGCUACGCAGUAACUUUUUUCCGAAAAAAAAUCUCAUUUGCUCGAGUCAGACCAGAUUUGUGAGCAAAAAACCGAAAAUCGUGGAAAUGGAAAUUUUUCUCUUCAGAUUCGAAAAAUCAUAUUUUCGAAGAAACGUCGAUUUUCAAUCAGAAAUUAUUUUUUCCUCGUAAAACAAGUCUCCGGCUUCCCAAAAAACCUAAUCAGUCCCCUACUAACCCGAUAGUAAGAGCGUAAUGACUUUUUCUUCGGAAGGCCCUCGCGUUUUGACGCCUCGUUAUUCAAAUAGACUAUACGAGGUCGAUUUUGUUUGAGGACACCCCUUUUCAUGUUGAAAAACUUCAAAACUAGUUUUACACUGUUUUCCUCAGAUUUCUCACGUUAUCCGCUCUCCAGAACUCACUAACUUAACUAGGACCGAAUUUGAAACCUUUUUUCUGAAAAAAGAAUAACCAAUUUGAAAGACCUUUAUGGUCAGUACUGUACUAUACGAAUAUCCUGAAAAUUUCAGCCUGUAGUUUUCGAGAAAAGACAUGUUUCCCAAACGGUUGGCAACGGUUUCCUUUUUUCUGCCCUUUUCCGUCCUUACAUCGCCCUUUAUCCACCCUUUUUGGGCCCUUUUGAAGAAUGCAGAAUUUUUAAAUUGAGAAUAAUUUUUACCAGUGACUGUGUAUGCACCAAAAUGUGCUACAGUAAGACAAUCGGAAGUAUCAAUGGCCGAAACUUUCAGCACCCUUUUUGCACCCUUUUUGUGAGACUUUUUAGCCCACCAAAAAAGGCUCAAUAAAGGCUGCAAAAUGGAACCCUUUUAGCAACCAUUUUGCACCCCUUUUCUGCACUUCCAUAGGCAAAGUCGGAAGGACCCUUCACGGGCCCUUUGAGCGUCCGUUACGGAUCCUUCUGUUCCCAUUAAUUGAUCCUAAACGGGUGGCAACGAUUUCCUUUUUACUGCCUUUUUCCGUCCUUUCAUCGGCCUUUAUCCACUCUUUUUUUACCCUUUUGAGAAACACAAAAUUUUUUGAAUUGAGAAUUAUCUUUACCAGUUACUCUGUAUGUACGAAAAUGUGCCACAGUAAUAAAAUCGGAAAUCAUCAAUGGCCGAUACUUUCAGCACCCUUUUUCACCCUUUUUGCACCCAUUUUGCACCCCUUUUUCACCCCUUUUGCAACCUUUUUGCACCCUUUUUUCACCCCUUUUGCACCCUGUUUUCACCCUUUUUGAGGCUUUUUAACCCACCAAGAAAGAAAAGCUCAAUAAUGGCCGCAAAACAGAACCCAUUUAGCGGCCAUUUUGCACCCAUUUUCAACACUUCCGACUUUGACAGUGAUAGUUCAAAAAGUUUAGAAUUUUUUUCUUUAAAUGAAUCCUCGAUCUUUAAUAAUUUUUAAUAAUAACAUAAAUUUGUUUGUCCACAAAGAAAAAAAUAAUGAAAAAUUUGUCAGAAAUGGUUCUCGAAAAAUUGGUACGUUGACCCGAAAGCACGGGGCAACGUUUCGAGGUACAUUUCCCACGGCUGUUUUCCCAAUCUAGGCUUUUUCCGGUCAGUUUAACGGGAUCGACUUCAUUUUCUUCAAUUUCUGAAUUUUUCAGGGUGUUCCAAGGCGGAUUGGCACCACAUCAAGGUCAUCUUCUAUUGAUCGCCAUGGAGGAUAUCGCUCCGGGAACUGAGGUUAUUCAAAAAAUUGACUUGGGAAGAGUUUUAAUGCAUCUUUUUAAUUGAAAAUCCUCGUCUUUUUCAUGAAAAAUAUAUAUUUUUGUUCAAAUUUUCCAUUUUUCCAAGUUUUUUGGGUCUUCAGGGUCGUUAAUUUUCAAAAUUUUUCUGUUUUCUCCGGUUUUUUUCAAGUCCUUCCUCCUCUUCUAAAGUAUAAUUUUCGAAAAUCGAUAAUUUUUUCUACUUUAUUUUUUUCUUUAACUUAGGAACUCCAGAGUGACCCAUAUAGGGGACAAAACUUGAUCCAUCUAGGUGGUCCCUAUAGGGGUUUAGGGGGAUGAUUCCAGAGCCCCUAGAGCCUGAGUGGCCCCUAUAGGGGUCUUCAAACGAUUUUUUUAAAAUGAUUUUAAAAUUGGAAAGACAAACUUAUCAUAUGUUGAUAAUGCUAAUCAUGAAAGCGUUAGUUGUCCCUAUAGGGGUUGGUUAAGUGGUCCCCAGAGGGGUCGGUAAAGUGAUCACUAGAGAGGAACCUUCAAGGGCUUCUAAGGUUGCCCCUAGAGGGACCACUAUGCUCUUAAGAAAAACCCCUUUUUUCGAUUUUUAGAGAACAAUUUUUCUUUCCGUACAUGGAUUUGUAAUGAGUGAGGUUCACGAAAAAAAGAUCUUUGAAAUUUUUUUUUUAUUUUUAGAACUUUUUACAAGGCCUAUUUGCCAAAUUUCUAUAUAAUUUUAGAAAAUAUCGAUAAAAUACCAAAGAAACCUUUUUUAACCUUCUUUUAUGAUUUUCAAACUUUUCCAGCUCCAAUUCGAUUACGGCGACAAUUACCUGACGGGCCAUUCCAUAACCGAAUGUCUGUGCGGAACGCUCGGAUGUCCUUCCCAGCAGCCUUUCGUUCAUCUCCGACAUUUCAAUGAUGAAGAGGUCCGUUUUUUCUUCAAAUUCAAGCCAAAAAAAUGGCGCAUAAAAAUUGAAAAAUGUCAAAAAAAGGUAUUGAAUUGACUCUAGCCACCAAAAAAAGCAAAAAAAUAUUUUUUUAUUUUCAGAAAUUUGUCCUUUUUUUUAUCUUAGCUUGAAUAAAAAAACCGAUAAAAAUAUAGAAAAAAACAAUCAUCCGCGAAAAAAAUAGAAAAAUUUUAUCUAAAGAGGAGAAAAAAAUUUGAGAAGUUAUAAUUUAAUUUUUGGCCUUUUUUUCGACUUCUCUGGCCUAUUUAUGUGAAUGGUUGUGAUUUGAUGCAUAACAAAGGAUAACUUUUCCUAAAAAAAUCAAUUAAGAAAACAAAAAAACACAUCGAUAAUGGAGGAAACGAAAAAAAUAUCGAUUAAAAAAUCAAACUCUGUGUAAAAUCAUCAUUUUUUUGCACGCAUUUUUUUCGAUCAAAGUUUGCAAAUUUUUUUUAUAAAUAGAAAGUUUUCAUGACAGAAAAAAACUUUAAUGACAACAGAAAAAAAUUGAAAUUUGAAAGAAACGAAGAAAAAAAGCGAAAAAUUUAAAAAAAUGGCGAAGCGGGUUGUCCAUAGAGCAACUUUACUGCAAAAACGCCCUUUGGCGGAAAUUCUUUUUCCUUGAGAUUUUUUUCUCCAAAAACUAGGAACUUCUGUUCAUUUUCAAGUAUACCGUUCGAUUCGCAAUGAAAUGCUCUUCAAAAUGGCAUAUUUUUUUCUCCACGCCAUUUUUUUUUCCGCCCUUAUGCCUUUGAAGGAAAUGGCAUUGAAAAAUUCAGAAAAAAGGGUUCGAAAAAAAUUUUUAUCUUAUUUGAUUUCGAGCUCAGAUUCUAAAAAAUGUUGGUUUCUGAUUUUAUUUAAUGUUCCCAGAUCCGGAAACUCCUGCGCAAAAGACACGAAUCGGCUCUUUCCUGCUACAACUGGGUCAACGGCAUCGAAGAGCCCAAAAAAGAGAAAAUCCCAAAAACCAACGGUCUCCCCCAAAAAAGUUAA